GGCUGGGGAUGCGCUACUCGGCGGCCGCUCGUAGGAGUUACUCGGCAGGCGAGGAGCGGGAUGGAGGUGGAGGAGGCGUUCCCGCUGGUGGGACAGAUGGGACCUUACCAGGUGUAUCUGUGCGUCUUGCUGGCCGUGCUCCUCCAGCUCUAUGUGGCCACUGAAGCCAUCCUCAUCGCAUUGGUGGGCGCAACUCCUCCUUACCACUGGGAUCUCCAAGAGCUGUCAGCUAAUCAGAGCCAUAGCAACCAGUCAACGAGUGAGCAGAGGGCAUUUGGGGAAUGGCUUCUGAGUGCCAACGGCAGUGAAGUGCAUAAGCACAUACACUUCAGCAGCAGCUUCACUUCAAUAGUCUCUGAGUGGUUUUUAAUUGGCAACACAUCAUACAAAGUUAGUGCUGCCAGUUCUUUCUACUUCAGUGGUGUGUUUAUUGGAGCGAUCUCCUUUGGCCAGCUCUCAGAUCGCUUUGGGAGGAAGAAAGUCUAUCUUACAGGCUUUGCUCUUGACAUUGUGUUUGCCAUUGCAAAUGGAUUCUCCCCCUCAUAUGAAUUCUUUGCCAUCUCUCGCUUCUUAGUAGGGAUGAUGAAUGGUGGGAUGUCACUGGUGGCCUUUGUUCUACUGAAUGAGUGUGUGGGUACUGCCUACUGGGCAUUAGCAGGAUCUAUUGGUGGCUUGUUCUUUGCUGUGGGAAUUGCCCAGUAUGCUUUGUUAGGGUACUUCAUUCGUUCCUGGAGGAUGCUGGCAGUUGUGGUUAACCUGGAAGGAACAGUCGUCUUUCUUCUGUCUCUAUUCAUUCCAGAGUCCCCCCGCUGGCUCUACUCACAAGGCCGGCUGAAUGAAGCAGAAGAUGCCCUCUACCUCAUUGCCAAGAGGAACCGCAAGCAGAAGUGCACUUUUUCAUUAAAACUCCCAGCAGAGAGGAGCUGCAGAGAGACUGGCAGCUUCUUGGAUCUGUUCCGAUACAGGAUUCUCUUGGGACGCACCUUGAUCAUGAUGUUUACGUGGUUUGUGUGCAGCUUGGUUUACUAUGGUCUUACUCUUAAUGUGGGUGACUUAGGUGGAAGUAUUUAUGCCAAUUUAGCCCUUUCAGGGUUGAUAGAAAUCCCAGCGUACCCAAUCUGUAUUUACUUGAUUAAUCAAAAAUGGUUUGGUCGGAAGCGAACUUUGAGUGCAUUUCUGUUCCUGGGAGGAUUGGCUUGUCUUAUUGUCAUGUUUCUUCCUAAAAAGAAAGAUACUGGAGUGUUUGCAGUGGUGAAUAGUCGCUCUCUGUCUUUGCUGGGGAAACUGACAAUCAGUGCUGCAUUUAACAUUGUCUACAUCUACACAUCAGAACUUUAUCCCACAGUGAUCAGGAAUGUUGGAAUGGGUGCCUGCUCCAUGUUUUCUCGUGUUGGUGGAAUCAUUGCUCCUUUUGUCCCUUCAUUGAAAUCUGUACAGUGGUCUCUGCCUUAUAUUGUCUUUGGAGCAACUGGUCUUUUGUCUGGGUUCUUAAGUUUAUUGUUGCCAGAGACCUUAAACAGCCCUUUGCUAGAAACUAUUUCAGACCUGCAGGUAUGCUCAUACUGGAGGCUGGGUGAUGAAGCCAUGUCAUUGCAAGCCCUAGAUGGCUCACAGUCUGGAGACAAAGACAGUUCCGCAGGGAGCGAAAGUGAAGAUGAGGAGUUUUAUGAUGCUAAUGAAGAGACUCAUAUGAUCAAGUAAUGAAAAGAAGAAACACUGGACUAUUUUAUGACUUUUCUUACUUGUGCAGUUAGUGCAGCUGUAAGACAAGUACCAGAGACCUCACCUGGCAGGGAAUGUUAUUGGGCAAGUGCCAGUGUUUUUUCCCUGACUAGGAGAGGGGGUUGAGUACUGUUCAGACUAAUUACACCACCGAUCCUCACUAUAAUAAGACAGCUGUUGAAAUUCUUGUGGUUUAGAAUGACAGUGCAUGGACUGCAUUUGAAACCAGGUGAGACAGCAAAGAUGGGGUCAUCAGGCCUAGGAAGUUACCUUGGUGUAGACAGGUUUGAACGGAUCAUCAAUGCACGUUUGUAUUUUGUUUUCAAGGUGGUUGAUUUUGAAUCAACAUAAAUUGAUAAACUUGGAAAAGUCUUUUUUUCUUUCUGUAGAGUGAAAGUGAUCAGAGUGUACUGUGUGCUACUGCAAUGGGAACAAAUUCUUGAAAUUGUAUAUUAAAAUGGUUUCUGCAUAUUGAAUAGGGGAGAGGCAACUAUGAACAUAAGUCAGACACCAGUGUAGAGUUACAACGUGCAGCUGGUUGGUCAUGAGCUGUGCACUAGCUGAAUUAUAAUGGAAGGCUGUGAGACAACUACAGAAAAGAGCAACCAUAAAGCCUGCAGACAUAAAGGAUAUUAUUUAAUUUUCUUCUUUUUUUCAUACACCAAACAUUUCUUGUUCUGUCUUAUACAUAAUUUGCCACAUAUUCCUCACAUCUCAACACUGCUGUUUAUAGCUUGGCCUACCUUCUACCUUGUCUUCACCAUACCAUAAAUAUUGAAGCUCAGCAACUUCUCUGUGCAGUGAAAUAAUUUUGUGAAGGAUAUAAUUUUGUGGGUGGGACAUAAGUGAGGUAUUUAUCACAUACUCUGUGUGAGGUGCGUGUUAGAAUAUAUCACUCUUUUGUGGACAUAUCUGUGUCUUUAUUUGUGGAAGAAACUUAACUCUGAAGUGGUAAGAGGAACAAAGGGUUGCUGUUACGUUUUGGGGACUAUUGCUGGGAAGCUGCUAGUAUUUAUUUAAAAUUCCUGUGUGUUGAUAAAGUUUACCAAAAAAAACACCAAAAGUGCAAGCCUCUUUGAGACAGCAUUUGGUUACUUGAUGUUAUUUCUUAACCAGGUGCUUGCUGAAGCACUUGGUUACUUGACCUUGUUGAGGGAGACAGCUUUACCCUCCUGUUUACACUGAGCUUUCUGUGAGUGCUUCAUUAGAGUGAUACGGAAUCUUGAAACAAAGAAGGAAACAUGAACAUAUGAACUGUCCUGACUACAAGGAUGAGGCCUUACAAGGAUUCAGUUUUCUUAAUUGUUGUCAUCUUCUAACCUGUGUCAUUCUACUUAUUUAAGAUUGAUUUCCAGCAAAUAUUUGUUAGUGUUUAUACUUGGAGUUCUUAGCAAAGUGCCACAGAAUAGCAGGAAAUAUAUUGUCAAGCUUUCUAGCCAUUUUUUGUGGAUGUUGGACUAGAAAAAAAUGGAUUUAAAAAGAAAUCAAAGCUGACUACUAAAUAUUUUCUGCUUCAAUUGAGAAACUCCUUUGCUCUGCAAGGAAGUUGAAAGUAAACAGCUUCUGACACAUUUGCAGCUAGCUGCUUGAACUUUGUGCCCUGGGAACUGUAACACUGAGGGCAGACCAGAGACUGCAGAUUGACCCAUGUAGUGCUCCUGCUUGGUCUGACCUUGGUCCAGGCAUUGACUGCGAGCAAAGCUGGGAACUUGAGCCCUGUGGACACUGUGUCAGUAUUGUUGUGAUUGUGUAUUCUGUGUUAGAGGAAUUCCUGCCUGUGGUCUUCACCUAGUUUUUCCAGACUGUUGAAUAGUUGUCAUAGGUGUGGGAGCACACUUUUUUAGCCCAGGUGAAUACACUUUCUAUCUUGUUUGGCCUUUUUGUGUGCAAGAAAAUUGCUCCAAAUAAGGUGCUGGGAAAUACUUGGAAGGAUUGAAUCUGUCCACAGAAUUUGUUUUCUUUUGUUUUGGAUUCACAUUUUGAAUUACAGACAGAUGGGAAAAUGACUUUUUAUUGCUGAUGGUUUCUAAAUAAGUAAAACCUGCUUUCUUAUAAGCAAACAGUGGCAAGCCUGGCAGUGUUAACAUGCUGCCAAGAGCCAACAGGUUUUUUUAGAUGUUUGUUGCCUCUGUUUCUUUGGAUGGUAAGUGGAGUAAGUCACCCAAGAGACAGGUAGGAAUUGGUAGCUUUCCUUCCUCCAUGGUUUUACUGUCAUUAUCUAUCUGCUACUGGCAACUCUAGUCAUGCCACGGGACACCUCAACAUGAGUUUCAUUAGAAUAGUAGAGUACUGUAAUGCUUCAGGUGGAGAUCACUCUUUGCAGGACCUGAGCUGGAUUUUGUGACAGUCCUCAAUUUUUUAAUUAAAAGUACUUCUCCACUCAUGCACUUUUAUAUCAUAAGUAUGUACAUAAGUAUGUAACAAUUUUACAUAUGUAAAACUGUUAAAAAAAACCAGCAUUUUUUUCAUUAAAAAAAAAAAGAACAGCAACUUUUAACCUUAAAUCUGACCUAUGUUUGCACCUUUUAAAGGGCAGCAUCUUUUAUGUUGACCACAGGAACUCUCUAUUACUUUCUCUGUAUAGCUUAAUUGAGAAGGUUUAUGGGAGACAGUCCUUCCAGGAGGAGCUCAGCAAUGUGGUGUCAGGCUUCUUGCAAUUACUUGCUCUCUCCCUUUGUGUUCCAUAGUCUAAAUCUGGUAGGUGCAUGAAGUUCCUUUUCACAGAGGCUGGUUUGGUAAGAACUGUCCUUCCAGUACAGAAACUUGUAGAAUCACUUUUUUUUCUUAACCCAUAGAGUGUAAUGCUUUCUGAUAUUGAGAUACUUGUGCUGUAUGGGAUAUUUGGGGUUCUGUAGCCUGUGGUCAGCAUUUUCUCUGUUUAGAUGGAGCACUUACUGCUAAGCAGAAGUUCUUCAGUUUUAACAGUUCCUGCUGUUAACGGUUAUGUUAGUUCAAAACCUGAGUCAGGAGGUCAGGAAGAACUGUAGUUAUGUGUGAGCAGCCUGUGUAGGCCCAAAUAAUAAACCUCAGUGUCUGGGCAGUAAGGUUGCCCUGAGGAGCUACUGGAGAGCACAGGCUGAUACAACACUAGAUAUAUCACAGUUUAUUUCAUUGUAAUGGUGAGAGUCUGAGACCCAAAAUUCUUGCUGUAGUUGAGUGAAGGAUGACAACCUCAUCCCACAUUUUUAGUUAGAGUAGCUUUGUAUGCUAAGCAGUUGCACUGUUAACUGGUUUUUUUAGUUUUACAGGCACUAGGAUAGCUACUCCCAAGAUGAGAAUUCCUUUCCUGAAUUCCUUUGUUUUUGUAGCUGUCAUUUUUUUUUUCCAGCCAGCUGAUUUAGUGAGAUAUGCUAGAGAUGAGAGAGGCUUUCCCAUGUUGAUGCUUAGUCAGAUAUUAGUACUGUCUCAGCUGAGGUAUAUUUGGGAUUCUGUUAUCGGGGACCUCACAGGUGAUACUUGAAUUACAGCCUAGGAGUGAAGGAGAGUGACAGGUAAUGUGAGAAUUAGCUAGAGGGAAUCAAAAGAAUAGAGGAUUCAACAGAAAUGCUUUAGGACAAGGGUAGGUGAAAACACAAGAUAGUAACUGUUGGGUGGAAAUAUUCUUGCUGCUUGUGUUGACUUGAAAGAGAUAGCAUUGGUUUCAGGACAUCCUACUGGAGACACUAGUUCCAUCAUUUCUUUUUUCAUGUAAAAUUAUUUCAGUAUUAUUACUUUGGUACUACUACUUCUGAAAAUGAAGCUGGUGUUCAUUUAGGGAUUGAGAAAGUGCUGUUCAGAGACUCCAGAACAGAGACACACCAGAAACUCAGAAGCUCUGUGUUGAAGGAGGGCCACAAGGUGGCUCAGUCUUCAGGUCAGAGUGCUGAAUGAAGGACAUGUCCACACCUUUCCAGAGACAUCUAAUUAAGGUGGAGCAGGUUGUAGCUAGUUGUUACAGUCAGGGCUUAAAGGAUCGUAGCCAUAUGCUCCUUUGGUCACUGAGCUCAGUCUGUGCCAGGGUUUCCAGAUUGUAUAGAUGUACUGAAGUUAGCAGAAUAUCCUUCGCAGGACCAUGACGAGUGCAGUUGAGCCAUACAUUUUCCAGCCUAUAUCCCCUAAGUAUAUAAAAGUUGUUAAUAAGAUAAUGGAUUUGUUGUACUGAGGAAAAGGAGCCACUGAAGAAAAAAAUUGCUUUUCCUAGGAUAUGUUGAUUGAAACAUGUAAGAUGAAACUCUUGUUCCUGAGUCUUCUGUAUAAUAACAGAAUGCAGAUUUGAUUAUUAUUAUUAUUUUUAGCUGAAGGAUGGUGUGCUAUUUAUACCUCUAUCCACCCUGUUAGGGUUUCUUUGGUCGUGCUCCUUGACACAGCUGAAUUUAACAUGCAGCUUGGGAGCCUUGAAGUAAAUAUCUCAAAAAAGCCCAAGAGUGGUGCUGUCACUUGAUGGUGGAAGUUAGUCUGGCCUGACACACUUAAUGUCAAUAUUUAUCUGUUUACCAAACAGAAUGUAAUUGUAUUUUGAGUCUCGUUGCUUGUGUCUUACUACAAGAUAUAUUAAGUGGAAGAAAGAUACAUAGGAAAACCUCUGUGACAUACCUAAAUGUAGAAUUGAAGUAUCAACAAAUUUAGAACUUUUCCAUGCCAUGUAUUUUUUUUAAUGCUUUGUCCAGUGUAUUGUAGCCUUCAGAUUUUCCAGGUGCUACAUUUAAGUCUAAUAGUAAAACUUUCACCCCAACAGUCUGAAUUUACUGAAGUCCUUCAUCUUAUUUUUGGUACUUCUUGCUGUUUCUGGCCUUCUGGAAACAAAAAAAAAAAAGCUUCUGUAUUGCCUAAUGAGGAGCAGAUUUUUCUGUUCUAAUUUGAAGUGCCUGUUUUAUAAAAGUCUUACUUUAAUUUCCUCAGUCAAGUUGAUAUGGGACUGUGUGUAAAGUAACAUCACAGAAUUGGAUCAUGUAAGUGCCAAAGACAGUUUUUGCUGGAAAGCAAUGGUCCAAAACUAGUUCUAGCUGCAUUCAUUUGGAGCUCUUCCAUGCAACCUGCUUAAACUGGUAUUUACAAGCAUCUCUGGAACUUAAGGGAACAGAAGGAGAGUUACCUUUGUUUGCUUAUCUUUCUUUGCUGAGUUACCUUAAGUAUCUUUUGUUUCUGAGAAACCAAAGAAAUCAAAUGAAGGAUUUAAGAUUUUGUAGAACAUGUAGAAUUUAUACCAUGUAGCCAUUAUAGACAAAUCUCCAGAGCAUGUUUGCUUCCGAGUUGCAAAACCUUACUCCAAGACUGAUUAAACUUGGUUAAAACCAGCAAUUUUUAGUUCGUUCAUCAUUCUUAAGUUGCUAAUAACAGUUUGCCUGGACCUUUGUAGGAUCUAGCAGAUUUCUGUAAAGUGCAGAGUCUGUCUGAGGCUAAAUAGUGAUGUCUUAAGGGUUUAAAUGCCUGUUGCAACUAAAAUUCUGUGAAAGUCUGCUGUGUUGUGGCUGCUUGUUUGCCAGUAAGUAGGUGGCUAAAAGUUUGCACAGCGAGACCUGGCUGCCCCCAAAAGAAUGGCUUAAAAGAAAUAAUCGUUCUUCUCCAGUGUGUAUGCAGACUGAAGCAGGAUCUCAGGCUGUCAGGGUCCUCUCAUAUGUACAGCAAGCUUAUAGAAUGGAGUAUGUUAAAAUAAGUACUUGCCUGCCCUCAUUUACAAAAGAUUUGUAGAGGAAACAGGUAUUUAGCAUGCAUUUUACUGCUUCCCACCAGCACAUCUGAGGUGCUUAUAACUGCUUUACCAGGAGGCAGGUAAAAAGUAUGGCAAUAUUGAAAGUUGUGUUUAUUUAAAGGUCACCUAUGAAAGGUAUCUGGCAGUUCUGUAGUCAAGCAAAAUGAUUUUAAAUUAUGGAAACUCGAUAGGGAUACAGGCAUUUCUGAUGUUAGUUUGUAGAAAAGAAAAAAAAACCCAACCCUACAGACAAUGAUGGUUAUAGAGCAGACAACUGGGUGAUUUGUUGUAAAAGAAUUUAUUGUGUUUUCUGGGAUUUCAAGUACAGGUCUAAAAGACUGGUUUCCAAGUAUUUGGUCCUUGGCACUUCUUCAAGUCUAACUCAAAUUUUAUUUUGCUCUUGUUAAAAUUUUGGGGAGAGUCAUGUAGAAAUUGGAAGGAUGUUUUUCAUAUGGACACUUUUAUUGCACUACCUUUCCUUCCUGAGUCUAGUAAUACUUUGGGUUUUUUAAAG
Messenger RNA from Colius striatus (speckled mousebird), 7904 nucleotides. RefSeq names its product solute carrier family 22 member 15 (gene SLC22A15). Bases 61 to 1701 code for a protein of 546 amino acids. The record is from RefSeq and is a predicted model, not a curated record. Gene Ontology annotation, biological process: transmembrane transport. The transcript has 12 exons. Gene Ontology annotation, cellular component: membrane. Gene Ontology annotation, molecular function: transmembrane transporter activity. NCBI's taxonomy places the organism in Eukaryota, Metazoa, Chordata, Aves, Coliiformes, Coliidae.